This is a messenger RNA of Didymosphaeria variabile, 684 nucleotides long. RefSeq lists its product as uncharacterized. Lineage: Eukaryota; Fungi; Ascomycota; Dothideomycetes; Pleosporales; Didymosphaeriaceae. Bases 1 to 684 code for a protein of 227 amino acids. The record is from RefSeq and is a predicted model, not a curated record. The transcript has a single exon.
AUGGUGCAGCCACAUCAGUCGACUUCCUCCUCCGGUUGCGCCGUCGGUUCCAGUCCUGAGUCCCUCCCCGCUGGCACGACCCUCUUCAUCACAGACCGCCCCAUCGCGGUGCGCCCGCUCGCCAUACGUGCUCGAGCGCCGCAUCUGCAUCCCCACCCUGAGGCAUCCCCUCACAGCACCUCCGCCGCGAUACCCAUCAAGUCACUCCCGGCCCCACCAGCCCUUCCUCGCCGUCUUGCUCCCUUCCGCCCCCUCCUCAGUGCAGCUCUCCCUACUACUCUGGAGGGCUACACAGCCGAUGGUGGAGCCGGGGGUAACUCAGGCCCUCGUCAAGUCAAAGUCCCUACCCUGGGCAAGGGCACUGCUCCUCGGGCUGGAUGCCCUCAUCGCAACGCUCGUCAAGUCCACCCAGGACCCCUGGCAGCACCCCCGCUCAUUCCUCCGCGGUUCGCCCCCAUCCAGGACUCUCCUCCCGAUCCAGAGGCGCACAAGACGGUCAUCCAGCGGGGUUUCAACUCCCCAGGCAAUAGGGAGGUCAAGAAGGAGCCGGUGCUGGUUGUGGAGGACGACCCGGUCAAGAAGUGGCAGGAGUACAGGGCGGUGCUUGCGGAGCUGCGGGAGAAGUAUGAGCGGAUGAAGGUGGAGAAGGCGGACUGGAAGGGGGAUUGGGUGGUUGGUGUGUAA